AUGAAAUACAAGUAUAAUCUGUCCUUAAAGGAGUUACAUUCCAGCUUGAAGUGUCGAACAAGAGAAUAUCUUUUGGAGAACACUUUACAUGGUGUUCCAUAUUUCGUGGAUCCUACGCGACCUAAAUGGGAGAGAUUAAUAUGGUUUUUUUUGACAUUCGCAUCGAUACUUGCAAUCGCGGCUAUAAUCGCGAUCAUCUUAGGUAAAUUCGAAACAGACCCAACUAUAACCGGAUUAGAUAUAAUGACGGAACAUAUCAAUAUCGAAUUUCCUCAAGUCUUCAUUUGCUUCGAUUGGUUUCACUUGAAUCAUUCAGAUGUACCUGAGAUCACAUUUCGUGUACAGAAUGAAAUGUAUAUAUACGAAGAAUUAUAUAACUGGACUUUUGGAAAAACUAUCGAUUCACAAUCAUUCCCAGCUAUUUACAAAAACAGGAAUGAUUUUCGUAGAACUUUUGAAACGAUGGGACCCGAUUGUGACUCUUUAAUCAGUAACUGUGUAUACAGAGGAAUAAAUAAAUCAUGUAAUGCACUAUUUACAAAAGUGUCUACUGCCGUAGGCAUUUGCUGCAAAACUAGAAAUUUAGAGCCACUUAGAAUUAUAGAUCCUUCAUGGAGUCUCGAAUUUGAGAUCUUCGGUACAAAUUUUCCCCUAAGGGUUUAUUAUACGGAACAAAAUGUUAGAAGUCCAAAACCAGAUGAAAGACCGGUAGUAAAAGCCUAUUUUCCCAUAGAUGUUCAAUUUAUUGUUCAUAUAACAUACACAACUCCUGACAUUCGUUAUCUGUCUCUUGGACAACGAAAAUGUUACUCCAAACAAGAUAUAAAUCUUGUAAAUUCUAACGAUUGUGAAAUCAAUUGUUUCAUCGACAAGCUAUUUAAAGAGUGCAAAUGUUUACCGUGGUUUUUAUCGUUUAAUCGGAAAGCAGAAUGUCCGCCUUCGAAAUAUUCCUGUUUAUAUCACGUUAAUACGGACGUGACACAAUGUGAUUGUUGGCUAUCUUGCGAUCAUGCAUCAUAUAAUGUAAUGCAGAUACAGUCUUCUAAAAGUACGAAUCGAAUCACAUUGAGAAACUGGCCAACAGCUCUCUAUAGAAGAGAAAUGCGAUUUGGUUAUUUAGAUUUACUUGUGUCAUUCGGUGGUAUUGCAGGUCUCUUUCUGGGAUAUUCUUUAAUUGUGUCUAUUGAAAUUGGAUAUUAUUUUACUCUCAGAACUUACUGCGGAGCUGUAGUUCAAUCAUCUCGAGAACAGCACCGUAUCGUGACUAUUCACGUUGUGGAAAAAGUUCCGCGAAAGGUAGAUGUCAAUCAAAUAUAUUAUCCAUAUGUCGAUUAA
Molecule: messenger RNA, 1335 nt
Organism: Heterotrigona itama
Lineage: Eukaryota; Metazoa; Arthropoda; Insecta; Hymenoptera; Apidae
Source: the annotation of a GenBank genome assembly